UCACGUGGUGGGCGCAGGGCUAGGCCUGUGGUGAUGGCGGAGCCGGCGGCCGCCGCCGUGGGCCUGGGGCGAGCGGAGUCUGGCGGGGGGGGCGACGGGGGCGGCGCCGCGCCGGUGCCGCCGCAGGGAGAGAACGGCGUGGAUGGCAGAGCGAUCGGCGUGGAUGGCAGAGCGGUCCGCGUGGGCACCCGCCGGAGCCAGCUGGCCCGGAUUCAGACCGACAGUGUAGUUAUGAUGCUCCGUGAGCUGUUCCCUGACCUCCACUUUGAGAUUGUAGCCAUGUCAACAACUGGGGACAAGAUCUUGGAUACAGCACUUUCCAAGAUUGGAGAGAAGAGUCUCUUCACCAAAGAGUUGGAAAAUGCACUUGAAAGAAAUGAAGUUGACCUUGUGGUUCACUCCCUGAAGGACCUGCCAACUUGUCUUCCUCCUGGCUUUACAAUUGGUGCUGUCUGCAAAAGGGAAAACCCACUUGACGCUGUUGUCUUUCAUCCCAAAAACUGUGGAAAAACACUGAGCCUCCUUCCUGAAAAGAGUGUGAUUGGAACCAGUUCACUUCGGAGAGCAGCUCAGCUUAAGAAGAAGUUCCCUCAUUUAGAAUUCAAGGAUAUUAGAGGAAACUUAAAUACCCGUUUAAAGAAGCUAGAUGAGAAGGAAGACUUCAGUGCCAUCAUCCUGGCUGCUGCUGGGCUGAAGAGAAUGGGCUGGGAAAAUCGCAUUGGCCAGCUCCUAAGCCCUGAAGAUUGUCUGUAUGCUGUUGGACAGGGUGCCUUAGCAGUGGAAGUUCGUGCCAAAGACCAAGAGAUACUGAGUAUGGUAUCUGCCCUGCAUGAUGCAGACACUGUGUUGUGCUGCAUUGCUGAGAGAGCCUUUAUGAAGCGUCUGGAGGGUGGAUGUAGCGUUCCUGUUGCUGUCAACACCCUGCUGAAGGAUGGCCAGUUGUAUUUGACAGGAGCAGUCUACAGCUUGGAUGGAUCUGAUAGCCUGAAGGAGACCAUGCAGACCAAUGUUAGUUAUCCCUGCCUGAAUGAAGAUGGACCGAACGAUGAUGUGCAACAUGUUGGCAUCACAGCCAAGAAUGUUCCUGGUCAGGCCCUGGAAGCUGCAGAGAACCUGGGUGUUGAACUAGCUAGUUUACUUCUGAGCAAGGGAGCAAAGCACAUCCUUAGUGUGGCAAGGCAGCUCAAUGAUGCUCGCUGAACCUGAAGUGUAGCCUGGAGUGGUACAACUCUAGCUACAUUAAAUCAUAAUGAGGGCAUUGCAAAGACUUAAAAGCUGUUUUUUGAAACAAUGAAUUAUAGGAAAAUUAAAGCUUAAUGUUGAUAUUUGAAUGAGUGUCCACUAAUAUUUGAGUUAUAACAAAUUGUUAAAUAUAGGUUGUAUCUGUUAAAAUCAGAUAUAAAAUGUUUUGUACCUCCAUUAUUUUAAGGAUUUCAGCAGAAAAUUGAUCUAACAACAGCCCUGUCCAAAUGACAAGUUGCAGGUUAAUGAAAUUUUAAAAUGUGGAUUUUAAUAGCGUUUCAGUCUAUUAACAUCCUUUAAACUGAUCCUUCUAUUCUUUUGACUAAUGUUAUAAAUGAGAAACAAAAGUCUUGAUAUUCAGCAAAAUUUAGAUUGGUUUAUUUUAUACAGACAAAGCAAGCAGCGCUGGGGAAAACGUGAGGGGCCACUGCCCACUCCAUGCUUCCGCCGAACUUGAUUUGCAGCUCCCUUUUUAUAGGAUGGUUUUCCUUGUAAUAAUUAAUAAUUGUUGUUGUUUUGGUUUAGUAAUUCUGCAAGGUAAGCAGUGGUGAUAAAAGAAAACUUUCAAACUUUCGUGGGACAGCUCUUGGGACAUUUGGUCAUGUAAUAACCAUCUGGUCUUGCAAGAUAAAAAACAGAAGAAGCAGGAAGCCUGAUUUUUAGAAGAUAGUUUUGAUUGAUUACACAAAGGCAGGAAAUUUGAUUCUGCAAAAACAGGGGGAUUUAAACCGAGUGCGUUUAAUCAUAUAUUUCUCUUUAUAUGUGAGAAAGAGCAUUUAGGGAUGUGAAAAAACCUGCCAGGAGAUCCUUUUUAGGGACUUGUGGGAAUGUGUGAUAUAUAUAUGUAAAGAGAAGCACCAAAGGAGAGGGAGGAGUCAAAAUGGACAAGGAGGAAAAAAAAAAUGGGAACAUUGAAGGGUAAUACAUCCCUGCCCUUGUUACUAGCUGAACUUGAUUGUGUGGAGGUGAGGUCCAUUGCAUCUAUUAGGGUACAGGACCUGUUAUAAAGAAUUUUUCAAAUGUAAAUCCUAAUUGUGUUUUAAGUAAAACUUUCUAGAUUCGAGUUGAUCUUAAAGUUUCUGAUAAUGUUUAAACGAUUGAAAAGAUCCUUUGUUAUUACAGUUUUAGAAAUUAAUCAGAAAAUCUUUUAAGUGAGCCACUUAUGAAUUCUAAAAAAACCAGAAACUUCUUC
Molecule: messenger RNA, 2434 nt
Organism: Oenanthe melanoleuca
Lineage: Eukaryota; Metazoa; Chordata; Aves; Passeriformes; Muscicapidae
Gene: HMBS
Product: hydroxymethylbilane synthase
Exons: 13
Coding region: 34-1200 (388 amino acids)
Biological process (GO): heme biosynthetic process
Cellular component (GO): cytoplasm
Molecular function (GO): hydroxymethylbilane synthase activity
Source: RefSeq, a predicted model, not a curated record